AUGUCUUUCCGGACUCUAAUCGGAAAACUCUUUUCUCCCAACUAUUUGUUGGCCACAAAUGCUGUUUCGGGAACUGUCUUUCUAUUGGUCGGAGAUGCCGUUCAACAGACUCUCGAAAGACGUGUUUUGAGAACAGCGAAAACCACUGAUUUUGAUAAACAAAGAUUCGUCGCCAUGUCUUUCGGCGGACUUUAUUUCGGAAUUUUUGGCCAUUUUUGGUAUCUUUUUCUCGAUCGACGUUUUCCGCCCGCAAUUCGUCAUUCAUUGAGAAAUAAACUUCUUUGUGAAGCCGCCGUCGGUCCGCCAUUUGCUGCCACUCUCUUUUAUCUGGUCGGAACCGUUGAGCAGAAGUCGCCGCGUCACGUGACUGACCAGUUGCGCAGUAGUCUUCCGUUGUUGUGUGCCGCGGAUUGGUUGGUCUUCAUUCCCGUCCAAUUUCUCAAUUUCCGAUAUUUUGCGCCGAAAUUCCGUUUCGUUUUUGUUGCCGUUAUUUCUCUUUUUUACGACACUUUUCUGUCUUUUAUUUUACAUCAAUAAACUCGCGACAGAUGUCGCCAUUAGUUUCAUUCAAACAUUAAUUCAUUCAAAACAAU
Messenger RNA from Oppia nitens, 593 nucleotides. Its product is annotated as mpv17-like protein 2. NCBI's taxonomy places the organism in Eukaryota, Metazoa, Arthropoda, Arachnida, Sarcoptiformes, Oppiidae. Gene Ontology annotation, biological process: mitochondrial ribosome assembly. Gene Ontology annotation, cellular component: cytoplasm; membrane. The coding region runs from base 1 to 537 and encodes 178 amino acids. The record is from RefSeq and is a predicted model, not a curated record. The transcript is spliced from 3 exons.